AUGCCUCCGUCGCAUCCCUCUCAGCGAGGAUUCACCCUUCCUCCUGCGAACACACAGUCCGCGAAGCAAGCACGUAGCGCCUUCUUCUGUUCGCUAUGCCAGAAAGGUUACAGUCGUAUGAACGAGUUCGAAGCGCAUGAGUCGUCUUACGAUCACCAACACAAGAAGAGAUUGAAGCAGAUGAAGGAAAUGCAACGACAAGUCCAACCGAAAAAGGAAGAGAAGGGCCCGUUGAUGCAGAUAAAACUCGGCGGUGCCCCCAAGAGUGCGUCAAGCGGUGGCGGAGGGUUCAAGAAGGGAGGAUUCAAGAACGCAUUCGCUCCAGCCAACGACGAGCCUAGUGUUGAUGUCAAGAAAGAGGAUGAGGCCGACCCCAUAGGUGCAGCGCCAAGUGCGAUUCAAGAUGACAGCGACGUGACAGAGGACGAAGACUACUACGACCCACGCCGACCAACAGGUUGCACGCCUGAUUGCAAGGGUCGUGCUGCGGUGAGCACCUGA
Molecule: messenger RNA, 501 nt
Organism: Cladophialophora yegresii CBS 114405
Lineage: Eukaryota; Fungi; Ascomycota; Eurotiomycetes; Chaetothyriales; Herpotrichiellaceae
Exons: 2
Coding region: 1-501 (166 amino acids)
Source: RefSeq, a predicted model, not a curated record